This is a messenger RNA of Aspergillus viridinutans, 2064 nucleotides long. Its product is annotated as polyprenyl synthetase family protein. Gene Ontology annotation, biological process: isoprenoid biosynthetic process. Bases 1 to 2064 code for a protein of 687 amino acids. NCBI's taxonomy places the organism in Eukaryota, Fungi, Ascomycota, Eurotiomycetes, Eurotiales, Aspergillaceae. The transcript has 8 exons. Gene Ontology annotation, molecular function: prenyltransferase activity. The record is from RefSeq and is a predicted model, not a curated record.
AUGUCCGACUUUCCAAAUCUUUCAUACAACUAUCUCUACUCAGAUCCUCCAGAUCCGAACGAACAGCUUCCCCCAUUGUUCUUCAACAGCCUACCCUACCGCAAAUCGCGAUUCCAUGAAACGGCCACGUCUACAUCGCUUGACGUAAUCAAAAGAAUCGCUGAACACUCGUCAGAGUCUGCAGAGUCUCUUCUCCGGCGAGGAUGUAUCACUUCCACUGGUCAUAUGAUCUCGUGGGCUGCGCCCGAAUUGCCACCUGCGUUGAUACCGCUGACGACUGAAAUGUCCGAACUACUUUUGCAUUAUGACGAUGAGAUUGAUACGCUUGAUACACGAAGCAAAAAAGACGCCCUCGCUGAUUUCACCCUGGCCGCCCUGUCGAUGUGGAAACUUGGUCAACCGCCCGUGUUCGAGUAUGACAUAAACAAGCGAUUUGACUUGUUGUCGAAUAAUGUAUCCAACCUCUCGCCUCAUGUAAGGUCGCUGUUCUUCAAAACGACGGUAGAUAUUUUUACUGCGCAGUCGACGGGCAGCCAGUCCGGCAUGUCGUUUGAAGAGUACAAGAAAGCUCGGAUGGCGAGUUCUACUGUCAAACAAGCCCACGAGUUCUUUACUUACAUGCAGGGCCUGCGGCUGACAGAAGAUGAAAGGCAGUCCGUGUCGGAAAUGGUUGAUUACGGUGUUUUGAGCGUAUCACUGUCAAACGACUACUAUAGCUUUUAUCGAGAGUUUGACGACCAUUUUCGUUCUGGAAGUCUUGAUGCGAUGCACAAUGCGAUGGCGCUGCUGAUGACUGAGUAUGGAUAUACCGAGCUUGAAGCAGGGGAUAUCCUGAAGCGAGAGGUACUUGACGCGGAAAAGAACCUGGUGCAGCAAUACAGACAAUGGGAGAAGUCGUCGGUACCCAAGUCGGAUGAUCUUCGCUCCUACGUCAUUAUUUUCAUUCUAUCAAUUGGCGGAGCAAAUUACUGGCAGGCUCAAACUCCCAGGUAUCGCGACGAUGGGUUUACGACCACCGCCGAGGGUCGAGCUCGGUUGCUUCAACAGCGACGGGACCCGGUCCUUAAACUAGAAGGACAUCCUCCUCCAGCAGCACACGAUGAGAGUCAGGAAAAGACUGUGAAUGGAGAAAGUCAUGAAGCAGAUUGUCCGGGACUCAAAGUUGCAAACGGCACUGUCUUGGAAAUCGAUGUUUGCGCACCUUUUCAGGUUGCCGAUGCCGACCAGAUUUGUAUGGCUCCGUUCGAGUAUAUAAAGGCUCUUCCUGGCAAAAACACCUUGACCAAAUUCAUCAAUUGCCUGCGGGUGUGGUUCAGUAUACCAGAUGAUAUCUCCUCAGUCCUGAAAGAGGUCACGGUGAUACUUUUCAAUUCAACACUGCUACUCGACGAUAUCGAGGACGGUUCAACACGUCGGCGUGGUAGAGCCGCUGCACAUCUCAAAUUCGGACUCAGUCAGACUGUCAACACCGCCACGUUUCUGCAUGCCGAGGCCGUCGGCCAGGAAAUCAAAACACUUGCUCGCGGCCAGGCGCUAGAUCUUCACUGGACGUUCGACAAGACUCGUCCGACUCUUAAUGAGUACUUCAUAAUGGUCGACCAUAAGACUGGAGGCUUUUUUCGACUGUUACUACGUGCCAUGUGCUCUCUGACAAGCAGUGAAGUCGACCCUGACCAGAAACAUCUGAUUACCCUCAUUGGGAGAUAUUAUCAAAUCCGCGACGACUAUCAGAAUCUCGCAUCUGAUGAGUACACUGCAAAGAAAGGAUUCUGCGAUGAUCUAGACGAGGGCAAGUUCUCGUUUCCUGUCCUCCAUUUGCUCGAGCAUAGUCCGAAGGCAGACGAGCUAUUCAAGCUCAUAUACGGAGAGGACAAGAAGACGCAGAUGUCGCAUGCCGACAAGCUACGUAUUCUGGCCGAGAUGAAGGAGUGUGGGAGUCUGACGUAUACAUUGGAAGUGUUAGAGAAGCUGUUCACUACAAUGCUAGAGACGCUGGACAGAGUGGAGGAGAAGAUGGGCAAGAACAAGUCUCUGCGCUGUUUGAUGCUCAUGUUGAAACUAUAG